AAACAAUUAUGCAUUAGCCUAACAAUGGCUGCGCCCAUUGGAAUUAGAUUUGCUAGGCUUCUUAACAAUUUAUAUUUUAAAAAUCGCUGCAAGCCUUUAAAUUAUUGUACUACAACUUCAACAGAGACGAAGGGAGAUGAAAACCGAUCAAUUGAGACCGACACACAUUUUGGAUUUCAACGCAUGUCUAAAAAGAAGAAAGAAGAGAAAGUGUUUGAAGUUUUCAAAAAUGUUGCGGAGACCUAUGACACUAUGAAUGAUAUAAUGAGUGGUGGAAUACACAGAUUAUGGAAAGAUCGUUUUAUGAGUGUUUUACAUCCAACACCUGGAACAAAACUUCUAGAUGUAGCCGGUGGCACAGGUGAUAUUGCAUUCAGAUUUUUAGACUUUGCAAAAUAUCAAAGUGCUGAUGAUUCAUUGAGUGAAAUAGACCAGCAGGGGGAAGGGAAACAGAGGAUGGAAGUCCCAACAUCAGUAUUUCCAUCUGAUAAUUCAUCCCAUGUUGUUGUUUGUGAUAUUAAUCAAAACAUGUUGAAAGUUGGACAAACAAGAGCUCAAGAAAAUAAUUAUGUUCAAGGUAUGAACUACCAUAGAUGUGAUUACAUUAUUAUACAAAUAUCAACAGUCAUCAACUCUGGAAUAUCAAUCUCAGCCUCCAAAACACCCGGGGUUACUCUUGAUUCCAUAGAGAAGUUAUAUUUCUGUCAUAGUGUAAUGCCAAAAUAUUGUAGUUCUAGUUAUGAUUUAAUGGAGAAAUUUAACUGGUACAUCUUGUUAGUGUAUUUAGAUUUGUAUAUGCAAUUAUUUAUCAAUUUGUUUGUUGUUCUGCAGGCCUUGGAUGAAGCAUACAGAGUUCUGAAACCAGGUGGACGAUUCUUAUGCCUGGAAUUCAGCCAUGUGAAUAAUCCAGUUUUGCGGUCAGUCUAUGAUACCUACUCAUUUCAAGCCAUUCCUGUGUUUGGUGAAGUCAUUGCUAGCGAUUGGAAGUCGUACCAGUAUUUAGUGGAGAGUAUUCGGCAGUUCCCAAAUCAGGAUGAAUUUCAAUACAUGAUUGAGGAUGCUGGUUUUAGUUUAGUAAAAUAUGAGAAUUUAACCUUUGGAGUUGCAGCUAUUCACUCUGGAUUCAAAUUAUGAUUAUAAUUUAUAGUAUAACAACAAAUAAACACUGUAGGUAGGAAAUAAUCACUAAAUUUAACUGAAAAAAAUAUUUUCAUAGUCUUCAGUUAUAUACAGGUUAUUCUUCAGCCGAUUGUUAUAAUAAAAAGCGUUUAUCUUGUAAUUCAAACCAAGCUUGCUUGCUAGGACGAACAUUAAAUGUAGAGGGUACAAAUGCAAUGUACAGGCUACUGUAGUUUCCAGUAGUUGAAGGGAAUUUGAGACCCUAAAACAGCUGGCAUAAAAGACAUCUGGAAACAUAUAGUGGAUUAAAGGAAUGUGAGACUUAGGGGAAUUGUGCAUCAUUCCAAUACAGGAGGGUGAUACCUAGAGGCCUACAAAUGCCGAAUCCGGGCAACAUAAAUGUUCUUGUUUUGGAAUGUGAGAAUUUCAAAAUAAAAAAUAGAACCCUAAAUAAAUCUACAUAUUGUUCAUAUUGUAUUAUAUCAUUGUAGUGAAUAAUGAAAAUAAACAUCAAGUCAUUGAAA
Anneissia japonica is the source of this 1643-nucleotide messenger RNA. RefSeq names its product 2-methoxy-6-polyprenyl-1,4-benzoquinol methylase, mitochondrial-like. Gene Ontology annotation, molecular function: methyltransferase activity. The transcript has 6 exons. Gene Ontology annotation, biological process: ubiquinone biosynthetic process. The record is from RefSeq and is a predicted model, not a curated record. Bases 25 to 1134 code for a protein of 369 amino acids. NCBI's taxonomy places the organism in Eukaryota, Metazoa, Echinodermata, Crinoidea, Comatulida, Comatulidae.